Messenger RNA from Adineta ricciae, 1977 nucleotides. The record is from the annotation of a GenBank genome assembly. Lineage: Eukaryota; Metazoa; Rotifera; Eurotatoria; Adinetida; Adinetidae.
AUGGUGUCGCCGACAGUAAAUAAUAAUACAACAUCGCCAUCAUCACCGUCUGCUCAAUCAUCGACGAAUGGACCGAAACCAGGAUUAGCUUCAUUAGCAAAUGCGAAAGAGCCCGGCAAUUCACCCACGAAUCAACAGCAACCGGCAGUGGGCACUUUUCCUCAGAGAACAAGUGGGAGUCCAUCGACAACACAUAACUCGUCACCAUUUGGUGCUUCUUUCGGACAAGGAUUUUCAUUUACCCAACCUUCGGCAACGGCUAACUUUCCUACUAUGUUCGCUCCAAAUCAACCAUCAGGAAACUCUGCAAGCUUUUCCUUUAACACAACAGCCACAGGAACUACUCCAAAUUUCUCUUUUAAUCCAGCAGCAGCAGCAGCAGCAGCAACAGGACCCACGAAUCCUCCACGCUUUUCUUUCAGUAAUGUCAAUCCAGGACUCCCACCAUCUUCUAAUGUCAAUCCAUCGACAAGUAAUUCACAGGCACAGCAGCCAACGCCUUCAUUUGUGUUUACACCUUCUGCACAAAAGCAAGACACAUCAAAUAAUCAAAAAUCGCCAACUCAGCAAACAACGCAAUAUAAUAUGCCAACAGGUUAUAAACAAGGUCCCGUUGCUCAAACAUGUAUUGCUCAGCAACCACAAGCAGUAGAUCAAGAUCAAGAUGACGACAACCCUGCGGUGUCAAUCGCUGAAAGUUCAUUCUUAUCGAAAAUGGUGAAUACAAAAUUACGGGAUACAACUGAUGUUGUGAUCGAUCGCAGCGAUCCAACGUCACCAUUGUACUCAACCAAAUCGUUCGAAGAAUUAAAACUCAAGCCUGAACUCUUGAAAGGUAUCUAUAAUAUGGGUUUCACUGCUCCCAGUAAAAUUCAAGAAACCGCUUUACCUUAUAUGCUGAAUAACCCACCAAAAAAUAUGAUAGCACAAUCUCAGUCUGGAACGGGUAAAACAGUAUCGUUUUCCAUUGCUAUGCUAUCCCGUAUUGAUCCAUCCAUUCCAUCAGCGCAAGCACUGGUCUUAGUACCAACAUUCGAGUUGGCUGUGCAAAUCGGGUCAGUUGUAGAAAGACUAGCACAAUUUCUCCCAUACAUUCAAAUUGCCUACGCGGUUCGUGAUGAAAAUUUAUCGAAGAGAAGAAAUCGUGUUCGCAAUCAACUCAUAGAAGAAUCGGUCGUUAUCGGAACACCCGGAACGAUAGAGGAAUGGUGCGGAAGACUUCGUAUAAUAGAUUUAAAAAAACUACGUGUUUUCGUUGUUGACGAAGCUGAUGUGAUGAUUGCAACUCAAGGUUUUCGCGCCAAUUGUGUGAAUCUUGUCAAUGGGAUUAAUUCAUCUACUUGUCAAAUGUUGUUAUUUUCUGCUACAUACUCGGAUGAAGUGAUGGAAUUUGCGCGUGAAAUUGUACAACAGCCAGUUGUUCUUCGAUUGAAACGUGAAAAACAAACCUUAUACAAUAUUCGACAAUAUUAUAUCAAUUGUGCUGACGCAGAGGAGAAAUAUCGCGUCAUCGAAAGAAUCUACGCAUGUUUGGAUGUUGGACAAACAGUCAUAUUCUGUCGAACAAAACGUACAGCACAUGAACUAGCUGUUCGUAUGGCUAAUCAAAAUCACUCCGUCCGCCAAUUAACAGGAGAUCUCGAAAUCGAAGUGCGAGCCGCCGUUAUCAAACAAUUCCGUGAUGGUCUCUUUCGAGUUUUGAUAUCAACCAAUGUCACAUCACGUGGUAUCGAUAUCGACGACGUUUCAUUGGUUAUCAACUAUGACAUGCCGGUAACACAAGAUUACAAGCCUGAUUAUGAAACUUAUCUUCAUCGCAUCGGUCGCUGUGGUCGAUUCGGUCGAACUGGUUACACAUUUAAUUUAAUCGGCUCCGAGAGUGAUUUCAAUAUCAUGCAGGCCAUUGAGUUAUACUUUAAGCAUACGAUUGAUCAAAUUACUCUUGAUGAUAUCAACAACCUCGUAACAGAUGUAUAA